AACUGUAUUAUUAUUGACAUUUUGUAUUAAUUAUUGAUUCAUUCGUUUUGUUUCGACCACUAAAAUUCAAAUUCACCAAAUAUGGCAAUUUUUGUAAGGUAUCUAGAAAUUUGCCGCAUCUGUCUUUCUGAAGACGAUCUUAUUGAUAUUUUACAAGUUGGAAAUAUGUCUGCAGUGAGGAUAAAGGAUAUUAACAAAUAUUUCAACAUUCAAAUAAUACCAUCUGAUGAGAAUAAAUCAAGAAAACUCUGUGUUAAUUGUAUUCGAAAAGUUUAUGACUGGCGCAGGGAUGUACGCUCAGCAGCAAAACUCCAAUUUGUUAUAGACACUUUUGAUAAAAUGGCACGAGGAGAAAGCAUGGCAUCCAAAAAAAGAAAUACUUAAUUCAAAUUUUAUAUAUUAUAUCAGAC
Messenger RNA from Diuraphis noxia (Russian wheat aphid), 410 nucleotides. RefSeq lists its product as uncharacterized. The record is from RefSeq and is a predicted model, not a curated record. NCBI's taxonomy places the organism in Eukaryota, Metazoa, Arthropoda, Insecta, Hemiptera, Aphididae. Gene Ontology annotation, molecular function: zinc ion binding. Gene Ontology annotation, cellular component: nucleus.